AUGCCGGAGGCUGUGAUCAUUGACGGUAAGGCGAUUGCCGAUGCGAUACGUGCGGAGAUAAAGGCGGAGGUGGACCAACUGAGUGCCACACACGGUGGUAAACAACCAGGGCUCUCAGCAAUCAUCUGUGGUGAGCGCAAAGACUCGCAGACGUACGUGCGGCUGAAGGCGAAGGCGGCGGAGGAGUGCGGCUUCGCAAACUUCAACGUCAGCCUGCCGGCGAGCGUAACGCAGGAGGAGCUCGAACGUGAGGUGACGAAGCUAAACCAAAAUCCGGCGUGCCACGGCAUUAUCGUUCAGCUUCCUCUCCCAGACCACAUCGACCCCAACGCCGCACUGGGGAAGAUUGCGCCAGAAAAGGACGCCGACGCACUGCUCCCCAUCAACGUGGGGCUGCUACACUUCAAGGGUCGCGAGCCGCCCUUCCUGCCGUGCACCCCCGCCGGCGUUAUUGAGCUCCUGAAGCGGAGUGGUGUGACCAUCAGUGGAAAGCGGGCGGUCGUGCUUGGGCGCAGUAACAUUGUUGGUGCACCGGUUGCAGCUCUGCUAACGAAACACAACGCUACCGUCACUAUUGUCCAUUCUGCUACCCCGCUUGAGGACAUUAUUGAUAUUGUCAAGUCGUCUGACAUUGUGGUGGCGGCAAUGGGGAAGCCGGGAUUCGUGCAGGGUGAGUGGAUCAAGGAAGGCGCCGCUGUCAUCGAUGUUGGUACAACCCCUGUCGACGAUGCGACGAAGAAGGCGGGGUAUCGCCUCGCGGGGGAUGUGUGCUUCGAGACGGCGCGGCAGCGUGCCAGUUGCAUCACGCCAGUGCCGGGCGGCGCUGGCCCCAUGACCAUCGCAAUGCUGCUGAAGAACACUCUUGCUAGCUUCAAGAGGAGCCUUGACGUGGCUUAA
This is a messenger RNA of Trypanosoma grayi, 897 nucleotides long. RefSeq names its product C-1-tetrahydrofolate synthase, cytoplasmic. Bases 1 to 897 code for a protein of 298 amino acids. The record is from RefSeq and is a predicted model, not a curated record. Gene Ontology annotation, cellular component: cytosol. Gene Ontology annotation, biological process: tetrahydrofolate interconversion. The transcript has a single exon. NCBI's taxonomy places the organism in Eukaryota, Euglenozoa, Kinetoplastea, Trypanosomatida, Trypanosomatidae. Gene Ontology annotation, molecular function: methenyltetrahydrofolate cyclohydrolase activity; methylenetetrahydrofolate dehydrogenase (NADP+) activity.